This is a messenger RNA of Mizuhopecten yessoensis (Yesso scallop), 1936 nucleotides long. RefSeq lists its product as uncharacterized. NCBI's taxonomy places the organism in Eukaryota, Metazoa, Mollusca, Bivalvia, Pectinida, Pectinidae. Bases 96 to 1064 code for a protein of 322 amino acids. The transcript is spliced from 5 exons. The record is from RefSeq and is a predicted model, not a curated record.
AAAAACAUACUCAAUCACUUGAACGCUUUACAAUAAUGUCGUUUUCGCCACUGUUUUGAAAGAACCGAAGAAACACUGAUUGUGUUACGUUGCUAAUGUCCACAAUUGCUCUAGAAAUGGACAGAGAUAACCACGGCAAAUUCACUUCAGGAAACAAUGUCAGUGAACUGGACAAUAACCAUGUGCACCAUGACCAUGCAUACACUAAAUAUGAUUAUCCAACUGAUAAUUAUGUAACGGAUGAUGAUGAACAAGAUGAUGAUGAUGAUGAUUAUUCUGAUGAAAAUGCCCUUAUUUAUUGUGGAAUUGGAGAAACUACAAUCAACAAAAUUCUUGCUGCUCUAAAUAUUCCCAAGAUUUCUGCAACAACUUUAAAAAGGAGAGAGAGAGAAGCAGGAACAGCUUUAGAAUCUGUGGCGGAGACUACAUGUGAUGAAGCCUUACAAAAAGAGCAACAUAGAACCGAUCAAAAUGGUGAAGACAUAGAAAAAUCUGUUUCAUAUGAUGCAGGAUGGCAAACACGUGGGAGUGGUAGAAAUUAUGCAAGUCUCUCUGGACAUGGAUCUAUGAUAGGAGGAGAAACAGGAAAAGUUGUUGCUUAUGCAGUUAGGUGCAAGCAGUGUCGCUUUUGUGAUGUUGCUGCUAGAACAAAUACCGAAGUAACAGAACAUGAUUGUAGAAAGAAUUGGUCGUCAUCAUCCAAGGCAAUGGAAGCUGACAUGGCGGUAACUAUGCUGCAAGACCUAGAUAAGAAGGGCUACCAUGUUGACAACAUAGUGAUGGAUAACGAUACAACUACACAUGCUAAAGCAAAGACAUUAUUUGAUCCAUUUCUCAAGGAAUGUUCAGAUUUCAAUCACACAAAGAAAAACUUCACUAGUAAGCUUUAUGAACUGAAAAAGGAGAAAAAAUACACCCUCUUGGGCCCAAAGACAAUCAAACAUUUAAGUAAAUGUUUUGCAUAUGCUGUUAAAUCAAAUACAGACAAUCCUGAGAGUUUAAAAUCUGGACUAAAAGCUAUACCAUCUCAUGUGUUUGGUGACCAUCAACUGAGCCUCUUUUAGAUAUACUGUCACAGUAUAUGAUUACAAAAAUUGCCUAGUCAGGACUCUCAUAUAACCACUUGAAACUUGCUUUUGAAAGGGGAGGAUCAGAAGGUCUUGAAAAUGUAUUAAAAGAAAAAAAUUCAUUUAAUGUUGUAAGAGUGACAAAAAACAAGGCUAUCGUGAACAAAAUUAUUGAUCAUUUUUCUCCCUAAAUUAUAUUUAUUGGUAAAUUGUAUAAAACCUGUUUACAUCAAAUAUUUUGUUUUCAUCAAUUUUUCACAAUAUAUUAACUUUUCGUUGUAUGCACAAAAAAGUAUACAAACAAAGCAUAAUCAAGUGCAUAUUUGACUCAAACUCCAUGCUUGUUGGUAAUAUGUUUUGAAUUUUUGUUUUUUGAAUAUAGUUUCUGGUGUGUUUGUGCCAAAACAUCAGAUUAUUUGUAUCAUAUUUAUUGUACUUUUGCUAAGAUCAUCAAUGUAUAUUGUUUGUCUAUUUUGAAACAUUAUAGUUAAUUGUUAUAAAUCAUUGUUUAUUUCAUUUGGGAACAAAAAGUUAUGGUUUGGAAAGUGCACUGGCUAAAACUGCCAUAUGAAAAAAAGUUCCUGUUUAAUCAAGAAAGAUAACUCUCAAAAGGAAAUUUCAAUGUCAUAAUUGUUCAAUUUUGAAAAUAUCUAAUUCAUUAUUCAUUUAUCAUUCAAUUUAACAGUGUUCAUUAAUAGUAUGAUAUUUGUAGAAUAUGUUACAGACAAAAUUAUACAUAUUUGACCGUCAGUUUGGGAGAAAUUCCCGUUUUUGAUGUUUUUGUGUUAUUUUGUUGAAAAAAGAAAUAGUUCCAAAUACAAUUUUGAAACUUUUUUUACUUGUCCUUAUUUGUUACGUGAACAUGCAUA